AUGAAUAGCAAUUGGAAGCGCUCUCACCAUGGCCCACCGAAGUCAGCUUGGGUGCUACAGGGCAAACCCGCAGCCGAGACAAAACGUGGCUGGGAGUCGGUACGUGGUAGAGAUGCUACGGUCGAAGAACGAACUGGAAUUGAAGAACGAAACCAAGAGGACACCGAAGAAGUUAACGCUGAAGCGGCUCUGAUGAUGAACCAUUUAGGAUUCCCUAUGGUUCCGGCAAAGGCCAGAAAGCGAAACGCGACUUCGGCGGACUUGCCGAACGUGUGUCUACGGCGAUCGAAGAGGGUCCGCAAGCGAAACGAAGAUCCGACUGCCCUAAGCCCCCAGUCCUGCCCAGCUGGUCAGCCCCUCCAGCCCCAGCUCCCAGCCUGCCCUGCCUGGCUCAGCCCGUCAGCCCCAGCCGGCUCAGCCCCAGUGCCCCAGCCUGCCCAGCCUGGCCCAGCCCCAGCCUGGCCUCAGCCCGUCCUGCCUGCCUGUGCCUGCUCAGCCUGCUCAGCCCAGCUCAGCCCUGGGCUCAGCCCCGCCCAGCCUGCUCAGCCCUGCCCAGCCUGCCUGCUCAGCCUGCUCAGCCUGGCUCAGCCCGCUCCAGCCUGCUCAGCCCACCAGCCUGGCUCAGCUCACCAGCCUGGCCUCAGCCUGCUCAGCCCUGCCCAGCCCGCUCAGCCUGCCUCAGCUCCUCAGCCCAGCCUGCUCAGCUGCCCGCCUGCCCUGCUCAGCUCCGCUCAGCCUGCUCAGCCUGGCCCAGCCUGCCCAGCUCAGCCCAGCCUGCUCAGCCCAGCUCAGCCUGCUCAGCCCAGCCCCAGCCUGCCCCAGCUCAGCCUGCUCAGCCUGCCCAGCCCCAGCCUGCUCAGCCUGGCCCAGCCCAGCCUGCCUGCCCAGCCCCCGCCCCAGCCUGCCCAGCCUGCUCAGCCUGGCCCGCCCUCAGCCCACCAGCUGCCUCAGCCUGCUCAGCCCUGGCCAGCCUGGCCUCAGCUGCCCGCUCAGCCCAGCCAGCCUCCCAGCCCCAGCCCCAGUCUGCCAAAGGCUCAGCCUGGCUCCAGCCUGUCAAACGUCCAAGCAAUCAAUCCAUCUGAAGCGGCAAUUAACAGCGAUUCUCCUACUAUUCGCUCGGUUUCCCAGUCUUCGCAAAACGACAACGCCUACACGUUCAACAUCUUCCUAGGUUAG
This is a messenger RNA of Armigeres subalbatus, 1176 nucleotides long. RefSeq lists its product as uncharacterized. The transcript has 4 exons. The coding region runs from base 1 to 1176 and encodes 391 amino acids. The record is from RefSeq and is a predicted model, not a curated record. Lineage: Eukaryota; Metazoa; Arthropoda; Insecta; Diptera; Culicidae.